This is a messenger RNA of Miscanthus lutarioriparius, 531 nucleotides long. The record is from the annotation of a GenBank genome assembly. NCBI's taxonomy places the organism in Eukaryota, Viridiplantae, Streptophyta, Magnoliopsida, Poales, Poaceae.
AUGUCAAGGGACCCACUUGUCGUAGGCAACGUAGUUGGAGAUAUCUUGGAUCCAUUUAUCAAAUCAGCAUCACUUAGAGUCCUAUACAACAAUAGGGAACUGACUAAUGGAUCUGAGCUCAAGCCAUCGCAAGUAGCCAAUGAACCAAGGAUUGAGAUUGCUGGACAUGACAUGAGGACCCUUUACACUUUGAAGAUAACAAACUUACCACUAGGUGAUGGUGGAUCCCGACUCACCAAGUCCAAGCAAUCCAACGAAAAGAGAGUACCUUCACUGGUUUAUUCAAACUAUAUUUCAGGAAAUGAGGUGGUAAGCUAUGAAAGUCCAAAGCCAAGUGCUGGAAUACACCGCUUCGUCUUUGUACUAUUCCGCCAAUCUGUCCGGCAAACUAUUUAUGCGCCAGGAUGGAGGCAAAAUUUCAACACAAGAGACUUCAUAGCACUCUAUAAUCUAGGACCACCUGUGGCCUCAGUGUUCUUCAACUGCCAAAGGGAGAAUGGGUGCGGUGGCAGACGAUAUAUUAGAUAUUAG